AUGCCGGAGAGGAUGAAGAUGGACUGCUACAAAGACGUGAAAGGCACCGCCUUCAGCUACGAGGUCACGCUGCCCGGGAGGGAGCGCGUGCGGUCCACGCAGUCCUCGGGCACGCACGUCCUCCGCGUCGACGUGGCCACUGUCUGCGGCCUGACCACCCAGUACCCUGAGCUGAACGCGCUCCAGGAGGAGCUGAAACCCUCUGGCCUGGUGGUGCUGGGCUUUCCCUGCAACCAGUUUGCAAAGCAGGAGCCGGGGGACAACAGCGAGAUCCUACCUGGGCUCAAGCACGUCCGUCCAGGGGGAGGAUUCUUACCUAAUUUCCAGCUUUUUGAGAAGGACGUGAAUGGUGAAAAAGAACAGAAAAUCUUCACCUUCCUGAAGAAGUGGUAUUUCUUCUUCCUGACUCUGCUUCGGCACUCUUGUCCUCACUCCCCUGAGCUUUUGGGCUCAUUCAAACAUAUCUCCUGGGAUCCCAUCAGAGUCCAUGACAUCCGAUGGAACUUUGAGAAGUUCCUGGUGGGGCCAGAUGUAAUCCCUGUCGUGCACUGGUUCCACAAGGCUCCAGUCAGCACGGUGAGGUCUGACAUCCUCAAGUACCUGAAGCAGUCCCAAAGCAAACAGGGAGGCUGAAGUGGGGCAGAAGCCAUCUGCUUCUCACCUGAAGACCUGCUCUGGGAAAAUCUGUCUUCUCAACACACGUCCACCUAAACGUCUCUACUCGUUGAAGUAACUACACUCCACUCUGCCAAAGAUUCCACUCUGCCUAGCA
Molecule: messenger RNA, 772 nt
Organism: Heterocephalus glaber (naked mole-rat)
Lineage: Eukaryota; Metazoa; Chordata; Mammalia; Rodentia; Bathyergidae
Product: epididymal secretory glutathione peroxidase
Biological process (GO): response to oxidative stress
Molecular function (GO): glutathione peroxidase activity
Source: RefSeq, a predicted model, not a curated record